Molecule: messenger RNA, 1385 nt
Organism: Punctularia strigosozonata HHB-11173 SS5
Lineage: Eukaryota; Fungi; Basidiomycota; Agaricomycetes; Corticiales; Punctulariaceae
Product: ribonuclease III
Exons: 3
Coding region: 1-1323 (440 amino acids)
Biological process (GO): rRNA processing; primary miRNA processing; regulation of gene expression
Cellular component (GO): nucleus
Molecular function (GO): double-stranded RNA binding; ribonuclease III activity
Source: RefSeq, a predicted model, not a curated record
AUGAGCUGCACGCACAAAAGGCUAGCGUCGGCGGCGACCCGCCUCGCGUCGAGGUCAUCGUCCUCGUCGUCCCCGCCAGCGUCCACCUCCACCGCGACGGCGCGCCAAGCGGCUGCCACCGCACCAAUACCCAGACGCCUGUCCUCGACCUUUGCCGCCCGACCCGUUCCCCACCAUCCCUCGGAGACCCAUGCGACAUUACCAAGACCUCACCCGGUGACGAUACACCCCUCGACGCUGCCUGAGUUCCCGCCGCGGCGAGCCCUCGGCCGCGCGCCAAAACAGGGCACGGUCGGCGGCUUCUUCGACGUGGACGAAUGGGCCAGCCUGCAGCCUCCCCCCGAGUCUGCGUUGGCCGCGUUCGCACACCGUAUAGGCCUUGGCUUCCUCGCAGAGCCGCAGACGUCUACGACGACGACGACGACGACGGUCGAGGGUACCAUCGAUUCUGCUCCGAAGGGCCUCGCGGCGGUCCUGCAGGCGUGCACCCACCCCUCGGCCGUCGCCCCGCUGAAAAAGCUCAAGCUCCCGGAACCCGCGACGAACGGGGAUUUGGCCGCACUGGGAAACGCGCUGCUCGGGAUGUUCGCGGCGGAGUACGUUCAUUCGGCGUAUCCACACCUUCCGACGCGCGUGAUGAAGGCGGCCGUGAGCGCGUACGUGGGCACGACAACGUCUUCGAUGUUGGCGCGGGAGAUGGGCGUGACGCCAUUGUUGAGGUGGCAUCGGACGGCGGCUACGCCGUUAACACCCGCUUUGUUACACGCGGAUGCGCUCGCCACGGUGCCCCGCGCGCUGGUCGGCCUGGUAUUCACUCAUCGCGAUCUCGCGACCGCCCGCAAAUUCGCGCACGCGUUCUUCCUCAGCCGCGACGUCGAUCUCCGGAGCAUGAUCAAGUUCCGGGACCCGAAGAAGGCGCUCGUCGAGACCGUGAAGAAGUUUGGGCGAGAACGACCGGUAUCACGGCUGCUGAAAGAGACCGGACGACUGAGCAUAUCGCCCGUCUUCGUCGUCGGCGUCUACUCCGGCGCGGACAAGCUCGGCGAGGGCUUCGGCUCCUCGCUCAAGAUGGCCGAGUUCCGCGCGGCCGAGGACGCGCUUCUCCGGCUUUAUCUUACCCGCACGCCCCCGCACCAGCUGACGCUCCCGUCCGCGAACGUCGACCUGCUUGCGUUCCCCCCGGCGCUCGAGGCCGACGCGGCGUACACGCCGCCGGAGCUCGGCGAGCAGGAGACGGUGUACGCGAGCGCGGGCCGGAGCUCGAUCGUCCUAGGAAACGGGGAGAAGAGGAGGGGGCAGGGAGGAUACGUCGAUGAAGCGUAGUAGAAGGCGUCGCUGGCGCGCAAGUAUAUGUAGUAAACCUGCUUAAUGGAUUGCUUUCGUAC